Carica papaya (papaya) is the source of this 1255-nucleotide messenger RNA. NCBI's taxonomy places the organism in Eukaryota, Viridiplantae, Streptophyta, Magnoliopsida, Brassicales, Caricaceae. The record is from RefSeq and is a predicted model, not a curated record.
UGCAUGCAUUAUAGAUCAGGAACUAUUCAGAGACAAUUUAGUGUUUGUUAUUGGAAUGAAUGGUCGACUAUAUCAGUAUAACAAAGUGACUGGAUUGUGGCAUGAGCAUCACCAGUCUCAACAUUUGAUUCUAUCAAGAUUGCCAGGAACUGCUAUGAGGCCAUCAUUGCAAUCAUUGACAGGCUCACUUUUCAUGCUUAUGGAAGAUGGAGGACUAGUUGAAUAUCAUUGGAACACAUGGGAUGGGUGGAAUUGGGUAGAACAUGGCACUCCAUCUAAAAGUGUGACCUUAGUCAGUUCACCUGGCCCUUGCUUUCAAGGUAAUCAAUUGUUUUUGGUUGGCUCAGAUGGAAAUGUGUAUUUGAGGUACAUGGACCAGCUGACGUGGAGAUGGAAAAACUGUGGUUUUCCUAAUCUUGGAAAGAUAAUAACUGAAGAUCAAAUGCAAGUUGGAGGCGAAUAUAGGGAUGACGUUUGUAUUGACAAAGAUUUGGCAGCUAGCUUGGAGAAGGAUUCAGGAGAGCUCAAAGAUGCCCAAACAAACUGUGACCCGAAGGUGGCAUCUACGAGACCAAUUCCAUUUUCAGAGGAUUCAGUAAUCUUUGAGCUAAGAGAUGGCAGAUUGGCAGAAAUGCAGCAAAUAGAGGAGACACAAUGGAUUUGGUCUCGAAUUAUUGGCACUCCAACAAGCUUAUGCAUAGCCGAUUAUUGGACUGCUCUGGCAUCAUGAAGUUAAGAGACUUAGUUAAACUUGAAAAUGGGAAAGCAUCGAUAUACUGCUUCACCGUCAUGAAGCUAAUAAAAUACUGAAGCUCAAUACACAGCUUGCAUCAAGAAAAACCAAUAUAAGCAAUCAUGCCUUAUGUUCCUUUAGUAUAGAGAUAUAUAGUAAGGAAGACAAACAAGAGGAACUUUAUAGACCACUCAGCUCUCUGUACAGUGAAAGAAUUCAAUGAAAGGUACUAUCUAAUAUAUCAUCAAUCAGCAGGUAUAUUUUUCCACGAGGUAAAGGCUUGGUGAUAGGGAAGUUUCAAAUAGAACCUGACACUUGAUCAUUGAAGAACAUGAAAAACCUAUGCAAACACAAUCCUAAUCCCUAUACAUUUCAAGCUCCUUUCAAUAAUUAUAAUCAACGAAAUUUUCAUCAGAUAUUAAUUUCCCUAAAUGUGAAAUGUAUCUGGAUGGUUUUCAAGAGUGAUUAUCAGGAUGGUAAAUAGUAUGCUGAAUUAUGGUACUUUCCUCUUGCUUGGAUAAA